Messenger RNA from Pantherophis guttatus, 6176 nucleotides. It is a transcript of the gene PAMR1, whose product is annotated as peptidase domain containing associated with muscle regeneration 1. The record is from RefSeq and is a predicted model, not a curated record. Gene Ontology annotation, molecular function: calcium ion binding; serine-type endopeptidase activity. Gene Ontology annotation, biological process: proteolysis. NCBI's taxonomy places the organism in Eukaryota, Metazoa, Chordata, Lepidosauria, Squamata, Colubridae.
GGAAGAUAGUUCCUUCUUCGAAAGAUGAGGGGAGCGAGAGCUGAGGCUUGAAAUCUGAGACCCUUCAUAGAAUCAUCACUUGGUGAGAUCCCAGGCGAAAGGACGCGCUGAACCGCCCUGCGCGCCCUGUCUGCUUUCCUUUCUGGAAACGUGCGCCCUUGCGCAGGGCGGUUGUUCAGCAGCAGCAGCAGCAACAACAACAGCAGCAGCAGCAGCAGCAUGGCACUAUCUGCCUGGAAGCAUUUAGGACUCGCCACCUUCCUGCAACUCCUUUUCAUUUCCUGCCUGCCAAGAGAGUACACUUUGAUCAAUGAAAACUGUCCAGGGGCUGAAUGGAAUAUUAUGUGUCGGGAGUGUUGUGAAUAUGAUCAGAUCAAAUGUGUGUGUCCUGGACAAAAAGAAGUAGUGGGAUACACUAUUCCUUGCUGUAGGAAUGAGGACAAUGAGUGUGACUCCUGCCUAAUUCACCCAGGUUGCAUGAUUUUCGAGAAUUGUAAGACCUGUCAGAAUGGGUCUUGGGGAGGAUCGCUAGACAACUUCUACAUCAAAGGCAUUUAUUGUGCAGAAUGCCGAGCAGGGUGGUAUGGAGGUGAUUGCAUGAGGUGUGGACAGAUUCUCCAAGCUUCUAAGGGUCAGAUUUUAUUGGAGAGCUAUCCACUGAAUGCCCAGUGCGAGUGGAUUAUACAUGCCAAACCUGGAUUUGUGGUUGAAUUAAGGUUUGCCAUGCUGAGUCUAGAGUUUGACUACAUGUGUCAGUACGAUUAUGUGGAAGUCCGUGAUGGGGACAGUGUUGACAGCAAGUUAAUUAAACGCUUCUGUGGCAAUGAUAGGCCUCUCCCAAUACGAAGCACUGGCUCCUCCCUUCAUGUCCUUUUUCAUUCAGAUGGUUCCAAAAAUUUUGAUGGAUUUCAUGCAGUUUUUGAAGAAAUUACAGGUUGUUCUUCAUCUCCAUGUCUACAUGAUGGAACCUGCCUCGUUGAUAAAAUUGGUGAUUACAAAUGUGCCUGCUUGGCUGGCUAUACUGGAAAUCGCUGUGAAAGCUUGGUGAUGUGUAGGACUCCAGGUAAUCCUGCUCAUGGUUUUGUGGAAGGAGAUGACUUUAAAUACGGGUCCCAGAUUUCCUUCAAAUGCAACACAGGUUAUACCUUAAAAGGCAGCCAAGUUGCUUACUGUCAAUUAAACGGAAGCUGGUCUGCACACCAUCCUGGAUGUGUUAUGGAAGAGAGAAACUGCUCUGAUCCUGGUGCUCCACUCAAUGGGUACAGGAAACUGCUGGAUGAUACUGCUCUAAUUAAUGGUCAUUAUACAAAAAUUGGAACCGUAAUUACAUUCUUUUGCAAUAACACCUAUACUCUCAGCGGUAAUGAAAAGAGGACCUGCAAACCCAAUGGCGAGUGGUCAGGGAAACAACCAAUCUGUAUAAAAGCUUGCAGGGAACCCAAGAUUUCUGAUCUGGUGAGACAGAAAGUACUCCCUAUACAAGUACAGUCAAGGGAGACUCCCUUGCAUCAACUCUAUUCAUCUACAUUUAACAAACAGAAGUUGGAGGCAUAUCCAACCAAGAAACCUUCACUACCAUUUGGAGAAUUGCCUCCAGGCUUCCACCAUCUUCACAUGCAGCUGCAGUAUGACUGUAUUUCUCAUUUUUACCAUCGUUUGGGAAGCAGCCGAAGAACCUGUCUGAAAACAGGAAAAUGGAGUGGGAGGGCCCCUUCAUGCAUUCCAAUCUGCGGAAAGACAGAAAACACUAUACUUCACAAAUCAUCCACAACCAGAUGGCCAUGGCAAGCAGCCAUCUAUCGGAGACCUAAUGGGGUGAAGUUUCCCAAUCACAGAAAAGGGACUUGGAUACUGAUUUGCAGCGGAGCUUUGUUGAAUGAACGCACAGUUGUUGUGGCUGCACACUGUGUCACCAAUCUGGGGAAGGUCACUGUUCUCAAAACAGCAGACAUCAGAGUUGUUCUUGGCAAGUUCUACAGAGAUGAAGAUAGAGAUGAGAAGAUCAUACAGAAUCUACGGAUUUCAGCCAUCAUAGUUCACCCAAAUUACGACCCUAUAUUGCUCGAUUCUGACAUAGCUAUCAUUAAACUCCUGGACAAGGCCAGAAUCAGCAGCCAUGUCCAACCCAUCUGCCUGGCAUCCGCAAGGGAUAUCGAUCCUCCUACAGAUGAUUUGCAAAUAGUCAUCACCGGUUGGAAGAUCCUGACUGAUGUUACAGACUCAAACUACAAGAACGAUACAAUUCGUAGUGGGUCUGUUCAGAUAGUGGACUCCCUUCUGUGUGAGCAACAAUAUGAGGAACAUGGAAUCCAAGUCAGUGUCACUGACAGUAUGUUUUGUGCCAAGCAGCAUCCCACAGCAGCUUCUAACAUCUGCCCUUCCGAGACUGGAGGGAUUGCUGCAAUACCUUUGCCAGGAAAAUCAACUUCUGAGUUAAUUUGGCAUCUCAUGGGUUUGGUGAGCUGGGGCUAUGACAAGACAUGCAGCCUAGAACUUUGCACUGGCUACACCCGAGCAAUUCCUUUCAAAGACUGGAUUGAGAAGAACAUGAAAUGAAAUGUUUAGCUCAGAAGUGUUUUCUGAAAAGAUAGCUUUAUUGAUUCCUCUCUCUGAUACUUCAGGUUUUUCAUCCACUGAAGCUAGAGCAGGGCCCUCGGAAAUUUGCCAGAGUCUUACUAUUCAGUGAGGCUAGAUGAUUUUACCAGAAGCUCUGAAUAUGACAAAUGGAUUACCAUGUCUCAGAUUUCCCCCUUCUUCUGGUGGAAACAAAGUAUGAUGGGCCAAAGUAACUGUAUGCCAUCUGUUUUAACACUUAUCUGAAUAAAAAGAUUGGAAGGUAUUUGCACAAGUCUGAGAAACAUGAGAGAAUGGCAAGAGAUUAUUCCAAAAUUGGAUGAAUUUAUUAUGGGCUACGUUAGUUUUGGUAUAUUUUAUAUUGUAUUUUUCCCUCUUAAAAUACUGUACACAGGCAAAUAAACAAAGGUUCUCUUAAACCUGCAAACCAAGAUUUGAUUGUGGAUCCAUCUCAAUCUAUUUCCUAUCCAUUGUGUUCAUUUGUUUAAAAAUAACUUGUUAGAACUAGAAAAUAUAGAAUAGUAAUACAUUUAUAAAUGGCAUAAUUCAGCACUUUUCAUAUUUCCUAUGUCCAGGAUAUUUUUUUCUCACUUAUUUAACUGUCAAGACAUAUUUGUAUUUCCAUCAUAGAACUUCUGAAUAUGGAUAUAUUUUGUGUUUAGGAAAAUGCAUUCAAUAUACAUGUAGAAUGCAAGCUAUGUCUUCUGAGUUUCUAUGUCUCCUUGACUUCUCCAGAGUUUUCCAGAAGCACUUUGAAAACAUUUGCUAUAAUCCAAAUAAUAAAUCUUUCACCAACAGAAGGAAUUAAAGUGUGCUUUGUUGUAACAAUUACAGUACAAAAAAGUUUUGUUAAUCUCUACCGGACACGCAGUGAUGUGAUGAGAAUGCUGCCUGAAAUUAUUUUAUGAAAAUGUUAUAAAAUGCUGGAAUCCUAAAAUUUAAGGAUUUAAUAUUAUUAGGUAUUAGACAAUGUUAUAGAAUAAGACCUACAAAUGCAUUCACCGGUCUGAAAAGUUCUUUGUGGCUUAAUUUUCCUUGAAAAUAAUGACAAAAGCAAAUCAGAAAUAAGUUAUUGUUGUUGUUAAUUGCAAAGUCGUGUCCGACCCAUUGCGACCCCAUGGACAACAUUCCUCUAGGCCUUCCUGUCCUCUACCAUCUUCUGGAGUCCAUUUAAGUUCACACCUACUGUUUCAUUGACUCCAUCCAGCCACCACAUUCUCUGUCUUCCCCUUCUUCUUUUGCCCUCAAUCGUUCCCAGCAUUAGGCUCUUCUCCAUUGAGUCCUUCCUUCUCAUUAGGUCACCAAAGUAUUUGAGUUUCAUCUUCAGGAUCUGGCCUUCUAAAGAGCAGUCAGGGUUGAUCUCCUCUAGGACUGACCGGUUUGAUCACCUUGCAGUCCAAGGGACUCGCAGGAGUCUUCUCCAGCACCAUAGUUCAAAGGCCUCAAUUCUUUGGCACUCAGCCUUUCUUAUGGUCCAACUUUCAUAGCCAUACAUUGCAACUGGGAAAACCAUAGCCUUGACUAUACGCACUUUUGUUGGCAGGGUGAUGUCUCUGCUUUUUAGUAAGCUAUCUAGAUUUGCCAUAGCUUUCCUCCCCAGGAGCAAGCGUCUUUUAAUUUCUUGGCUGCAGUCCCCAUCUGCGGUGAUCUUGGAGCCCAGGAAAAUAAAAUCUGUCACUACCUCCAUUUCUUCCCCAUCUAUUUGCUAGGCAUUGAGAGGGCCGGAUGCCAUAAUCUUAGUUUUCUUAAUGUUUCAAGCCAACUUUUGCACUCUCCUUCUUCACCCACAUCAAGAGGCUCUUUAGUUCCUCUUCACUUUCUGCCAUUGGAGUGGUAUCAUCUGUAUAUCGGAGGUUGUUGAUAUUUCUCCUGGCAAUCUUAAUUCCACCUUUUGAUUCAUCUAGCCCAGUGGUGAAAUCCAAAUUUUUUUACUACUGGCUCUGUGGGUGUGGCUUGGUGGGCGUGGCAGGAGAAGGAUACUGCAAAAUCCCCAUUCCCACCACACUCUGGGGCCAGCCAGAGGUGGUAUUUACUGGUUCUCUGAACUGCUAAAAAUUUCUGCUAUUGGUUUUCCAGAACCUGUCACAACCUGCUGGAUUUCACCCCUGAUCUAGUCCUGCCUUUCUCAUGAUGUGCUGUGCAUAUAAGUUAAAUAGGCAGGGCAACAGUAUGCAGACUCCUUUCCCAAUUUUGAACCAAUCUGUGGUUCCAUGUCCAAUUCUCACUGUUGCUUCUUGAUCCACAUAUAGGUUUCUCAGAAGACAAAUAAGAUGGUCUGAUACUCCCAUCUCUUUAAGAACUUGCCACAAUUUGUUGUGAUCCACACAAUCAAAGGCUUUAGCAUAGUCAAUGAAGCAGAAGUAGAUGUUUUUCUGGAACACCCUAGCUUUCUCCAUGAUCCAGCGUAUGUUGGCAAUUUGAUCUCUAGUUCUUCUGUCUCUUCGAAAUCCUGCCUAUACUUCUGGUAGUUCUCUAGCCACAUACUGCUGAAGCCUAGCUUAUAGGAUUUUAAGCAUAACUUUACUAGCAUGUGAAAUGAGUGCAAUGGUGCAAUAGUUUGAACAUUAUUUGUCAUUGCCUUUCUUUGGAACUGGAAUGUAAACUGACGUUUUCCAAUCCGGUGGCCACUGUUGAGUUUUCCAAAUUUGCUGACAAAUUGAGUGUAGCACUUUUACUGCAUCGUCUUUUAAGAUUUUGAAUAGCUCAGCUGAAAUACUGUCACCUCCACUAGCUUUUUUGUUGCUCCAAUUUCCUAAGGCCCAUUUGACUUCACAUUCUAGGAUGUCUGGCUCGAGGUCAGUGACCACCCCAUCUUGGUUAUCAGGGAUGUUAAGUUCGUUCUUGAAUAGUUCUUCUGUGUAAUUUUGCCACCUCUUCUUAAUCUCUUCAAUUUCUUAAAAAACAAACUUAUUAAAAUACAUUAUUUUGUCAGGCAAAGCUCACUAGUACCAUGAAAACAAAGCAAGAAUUCUGUGUCAUAAAAUCUAACAGUGGGAUGAUCUUUCCAUUCUUAAUCUUCAAGGUAAAUGAGUCUUUUGGACUUCAGAAAUCAGAGGUCACAUUUUUUUCAACCUUGUGUACUUAAAUUAUGCAUACUUCAUUGACUAUUUGGUAUUAGCUUAUUCUUCCUAAAUUAUUCACACUCUCUCAACCUUCAUAAUUCAAUCUUCAGGUUUCCAGGAAAUAACUUUCUUCUAAAAAUCCCCUUACUCACAUAACAAUAAAGCCCAACAAUUUAUUGCAAAGUUAGGCAUUUCCCUGUUUUUACCAUCUCUUAUUAACUGCAAAGUUUGGCCAUCUGGUAGCAAAGUUAUAUGUUUUGCUGUUAUCUCAAAGUCUCCUUCAACCAUUGUAGCUAACAUAUCUUUCUCCCCAAUUGCUGGUUCUGUGUUAAAUCAUGUUCUGUCUUGCUGUUCUUAUUCCCAUGGUACGAAUUGUAGCAUUGGGCUAUUUUAGAUUUUAGGCAGAACUGAUAAUUUUUAUCAUUUAUUCUAUACUAAUAAUGUUUGCUUUUUUGUUUCCUUUGGGUUGUCUCACUCAUUCUGUAAUUUGUAUGUUGUGACAACUAUUCAAAUAUAAACGAAUUUCUUUGGUUUGCACAA